AUGAAUAAUAAUGAUAUUAACGGUAAUGUUAACGAUGAUGAUGGAUCUACACGCAUAAAUUCCCAAUUCUUAUUAAAUCCAAAAUACAAAUCCAUCUCUUCAUCUACCACAUAUUCCUCUACCAUCAACACAACUCAAACUUCAGCUGACCAACCACAUGCAGUUCAUUCAAUUAAUUUGGAUAAUACUACAUGUCAAAAUUAUGCAUUUAAUCAUCAUCCCAUUCAUCCUUCAAUAAAUGAGAAAGGUAAAAGGUGUGGUGGUUUGACUUCUGACUCUGAUAGUCAAGAUACAACGAAUCUUGACCCUUGCUCAAUUGGUAUAGCUGAUGAUGAUACAAGAUAUUCAUUAUAUGCUACAUCCAGAGACACAUUGCAACAAAUUUUAGAAAAUAGUAAACCUUCUUAUCGUUACUUUUCUCCAUCUCAUUAUUCCUAUGAUCUUACCAAGAAAUUUGGUUUCCAAAAUGACAACAGACGUAACAUGUUUGACCAUUUGAUGUGCAUGCUAGACUCUCGUGCUUCAAGAAUGUCUCCAUCACAAGCUCUGUUAACUUUACACGCUGAUUAUAUUGGUGGUGUUAAUGCUAAUUAUAGAAAAUGGUAUUUUGCUGCUCGCAUGUAUCAGGAUGAUCAAUCUGGUUCUGCUGUUGAAAAUUCUACUGCUGCUAUAAAACCUAAUGAACAACUGGAGAAAUGGUAUCAGGAAAUGAACUCAAUGUCUCCGAAUGACUAUGUCAAACAAUUAGCACUAUAUUUAUUGUUAUGGGGUGAAGCAUCUGUAAUCAGGUUUACCAGCGAGUGUUUAUGUUUCAUUUUCAAGUUGGCCUAUGAUUACUAUAAAAGUCCUAAUUGUAAAUCAACGGUUGACCCUAUACCAGAAGGUGAAUAUCUGAGAAAUGUUAUCAUGCCACUUUACAAUUAUAUUCGUGAUCAAGGUUAUGAAGUUGUAGAUGGAAAUUUUGUUAGAAGAGAAAAAGAUCAUGCCGACAUCAUUGGUUACGAUGAUAUUAAUGAGUUAUUUUGGUAUCCUAGGAGCAUGAAUAGAAUAAUUUUGAAGGAUAAAAAAACAAAGUUGAUGUCACUACCUCACUCACAAAGAUAUUUAAUGCUAGGUCAUGUGUAUUGGAAACGUGUCUUUCAAAAAACCUACAAAGAAAAACGUACUUGGCUUCAUUUAGCUGUAAAUUUCUCUCGUAUUUGGAUAAUUCAUAUCUCGGUAUUCUGGUAUUAUACUGCUUUUAAUGCGCCGUUCUUAUACAUGGAUAUCACAAAUCCUGAACCUGCUGUUCAAUGGUCAGUAGUGGCCCUUGGUGGUGCUUUGGCAACUUUAUUCAUGAUUGCAGGAUGUAUCUGUGAAUUCUUCUUUAUACCCUUAUCCAAAAGUAAUAUCACCAUGCUGUCACGUAGAUUAUUCAUUUUAUUAUUGAUUCUUAUUGUCAAUUCGGCACCUACAGUAUAUAUUUGUAUGAUGGCUCGUGACUUGUACUAUUCUUUGAUUAUUGGGAUGGCUCAAUUUUUUAUUUCAAUAAUCACAACACUGACAUUCUCCAUAGUUCCAUGUACCAGUUUAUUUGGCGGCUAUUCAAAAAAUUCACAAAAAAUCCAAGCUUUGCAAACAUUCACAUCAAGUUUUCCAAAACUAAAUAAAAAGGAUCGUGCUAUCUCGAUAGGUUUAUGGAUUUGUAUUUUUACUUGUAAAUUUGUCGAGUCAUAUUUCUUUCUAUCGCUCUCUUUCAAAGAUCCAUUAAAAGCAAUGCAUGAUAAAAAAGUUGUUGGUUGUGGUGAAAAACUUGUUGGAAACAUUUUAUGUACAUAUAUGCCUACAAUGGCCAUAAUAAUAAUGUUCAUCACAGAUUUGGUAUUAUUUUUUCUGGAUACUUAUCUUUGGUAUGUUACUUGGAUUUCAAUUUUUUCGGUGAUUAGAUCCUUUACAAUCGGCAUUUCGAUUUGGACACCUUGGCAAAACAUUUUCUCAAUGCUUCCAAAACGCAUUUAUGCUAAAUUAUUAGCUGUGAAUCAUAUGGAACUUGAACAUAAAGCAAAAUUUUUGGUAUCUCAGAUAUGGGAUACAAUUGUUACUACUAUGUAUUAUGAACAUUUAUUAUCCAUUGAUAAUUUACGUAAACUACUUUAUCAAAAGGUACAUAUUGAUGGUUCUAAAAAUAUGUUUAAAGAACCAAAUAUUUUUGUAUCAAAAAAUCUUGAUAAUCAAUAUUACCCAUCAUCAAGCGAAGCAGAACGUCGUAUUUCAUUUUUUGCUCAAAGUUUAUCAACACCAAUUCCUGACCCUUUACCGAUUCAAAACAUGCCCACUUUUACUGUGUUGACACCCCACUAUUCGGAAAAAGUUCUUCUUUCACUCAGAGAAAUUAUCCGUGAGGAGGAUCAGAAUACUCGUGUCACUCUGUUGGAAUAUUUGAAACAAUUACAUCCUAUUGAAUGGGUUAACUUUGUAAAAGAUACUAAAAAUUUUGCAAAGAGAUCAGGAAAAGAAAAAUUUGAAAAGAAUUUAGAUGAUCUACCAUUAUAUUCAGUCGGAUUCAAAUCUUCAGCAUCUGAAUUCACUUUACGUACUCGAAUAUGGGCAUCACUUCGUUCACAAACAUUGUAUCGUACAAUUUCCGGAUUUAUGAAUUAUGCUAAAGCUAUUAAACUUUUAUAUCUUUAUUCUGUACUCAUAGAUGGUCAUUGUGAAAUAUUACAAGAUGGUAGACGUAAACCGAAAUAUCGUAUACAAUUGCCUGGCAAUUCUAUACUUGGCGAUGGCAAAGCCGACAAUCAAAACCAUGCUAUAAUAUUUAUUCGUGGCGAAUAUUUACAAUUGAUAGAUGCCAAUCAAGACAAUUAUCUGGAAGAAUGUUUAAAAAUUCGUAAUAUACUUGGUGAAUUUGAAGAUAAUAAAGAUCCUGUGGCGAUUGUUGGGGCUCGUGAAUAUAUUUUUUCGGAAAAUUAUGGCGUUUUGGGUGAUGUAGCGGCUGGUAAAGAGCAAACUUUUGGUACUUUGACUCAACGAAUGAUGGCGAAAAUCGGCGGUAGACUUCAUUAUGGACAUCCAGAUUUUCUGAAUGCAAUUUUCAUGACAACUCGUGGUGGAGUGUCCAAAGCACAAAAAGGUCUACAUCUUAAUGAAGAUAUUUAUGCGGGUAUGAAUGCAUUUUGUCGUGGUGGCAGAAUAAAACAUACCGAAUAUUAUCAAUGUGGCAAAGGACGUGAUCUUGGAUUUGGAUCAAUUCUUCAUUUCACAACAAAAAUUGGUACUGGGAUGGGAGAACAGAUGUUAUCUAGAGAAUAUUACUAUAUAGGAACACAACUUCCCUUAGAUCGUUUUUUAACAUUUUAUUAUGCACAUCCUGGAUUUCAUAUCAAUAAUAUUUUUAUAAUGUUCUCCAUGCAACUGUUUAUGAUUGGAAUGAUGUUUAUUGGUGCUUUGACGAUCACUUUAGAACAUGAUCUUUGUGAAUAUAAUCCAGAUCUGGAGGCACCAUUGUACCCACCAGGAUGUUAUAAUUUAGUACCGAUAUUUGAUUGGAUAAAGCGGUCAAUCACCUCGAUAUUUCUUGUCAUUUUUAUUUCAUUCUUGUCAUUAUUUCUACAAGAAUUGACCGAGAAAGGAUUGAUUCGAAGCAUUUUACGACUUGGGAGACAUUUUAUAUCAUUGUCACCAUUUUUCGAAGUGUUUACUACUCAAAUAUAUGCAUAUAGUAUAUUAACAAAUCUUAGUUUUGGUGGAGCUAGAUAUAUAGCUACUGGACGAGGGUUUGCAACAGCUCGCAUACCAUUUUCAGUGCUGUAUUCACUUUUUACAAGAUCGAGUAUUUAUUUAGGAAUGAGAAUUCUGGUAAUAUUGAUAUUUGUGUCGAUUACAAUGUGGCUACCGCAUCUAAUAUAUUUUUGGGUUUCGGCGAUUGCUUUAUGCAUUUCACCAUUCCUGUUUAAUCCACAUCAAUUCUCAUUUAUCGAUUUCAUAAUUGAUUAUCGAGAAUUUUUGAGAUGGAUGUCUAGAGGCAAUUCGAAAUCACAUUUAAAUUCAUGGAUAUCGUACUGUAGAAUUUCAAGAACAAUGGUAACAGGUUACAAAAAAAAGAAGUUGGGGCAUUCUUCGUCAUCCUCGAAGAAAAAGUCAGUUGUGAUGACGGUUGGAGGCGGAAGAAUAGAUGUGACUAGGCCAAGUUUUUUUGUGAUAUUUUUUUCAGAGAUUUUUUCACCAUUCGUAAUAGCAGUACUUUGUAUUAUAGUUUUCACAUUUAUAAAAAGUUUUGAUUCCAAAGAGCCCGGUAAUCCGAAUAAUGGACCAAGCCCUAUCAUCAGAGUGAUCAUCAUAGCUAUUGGACCUAUAUUAUUGAAUGCUGUAAUGUUAUUAGGGUUUUUCAUACUAUCGAUUUUUUUUGGAUCAAGCAUCAGUUUAUUUUUUGAAAAGUUUGGAUCAAUAAUAGCAGCGGUAGUGCAUACAUUUGCGAUUGUAAAUUUGAUAGGGACAUUUGAGAUAUUAUGGUAUCUUGAAUCAUGGAGAUUAAGUAAUGCGAUAUUGGGUAUGAUAGUAUUGAUAGCAAUACAACGAUUUAUUUUCAAAUUGAUGAUUGCAUUAUUUUUAACACGUGAGUUAAAGCAUGAUGAAACGAAUAGAGCGUGGUGGAGUGGAAAGUGGUAUGGACGUGGAUUUGGAUUUGGGUUGACGUUAACGCAACCUUUUCGUGAAUAUAUUUGUAAGAUUGUGGAGAUGUCGCUUUUUGCAACUGAUUUUGUAAUAGGGCAUAUUCUACUGUUUAUGUUGAUACCAUUUUUGUUUAUACCUUGGAUUGAUAAGUUACAUUCAACAAUGUUAUUUUGGUUGAGGCCAAGUAAACAAAUCAGGCCACCAAUUUAUUCAAUUAAGCAAAAAAAACGUCGACGAAGAAUUGUUUGGACUUAUGGAUUGUUAUUUUUGUUGAUGUUUAUUAUAUUUGUUGGAUUGAUUGUUGGGCCUUUAUUUGUAGGCAAUAAACUUAGAAUUUCUUUCAAAAUACCCAUUUAA
This is a messenger RNA of Entrophospora candida, 5013 nucleotides long. The record is from the annotation of a GenBank genome assembly. NCBI's taxonomy places the organism in Eukaryota, Fungi, Glomeromycota, Glomeromycetes, Entrophosporales, Entrophosporaceae.